Messenger RNA from Saccostrea cuccullata (small rock oyster), 1035 nucleotides. RefSeq lists its product as uncharacterized. Gene Ontology annotation, molecular function: nucleic acid binding; zinc ion binding. The transcript has 3 exons. Lineage: Eukaryota; Metazoa; Mollusca; Bivalvia; Ostreida; Ostreidae. The coding region runs from base 1 to 1035 and encodes 344 amino acids. The record is from RefSeq and is a predicted model, not a curated record.
AUGGAUUUGUUAAAAGAGCUGACUGCAUAUGGUCAAAGUUUGGAGUUGACGGGAGCGGAUCUUCAGAGGUUCAUCCGUGAACAGCAGGCACAUCUGCGAGAACUCAGAGUUGAGCAAAGAGAGAGACAAAAGGAGGACAGAGACUAUGAAUUGAAGAGAGAAAAGUUGGAAGUAGAGAAGCGUCGACUAGAAGAAAAGAAAUCACUAGAUGCGCUGGAAAGUAAAUACCAAGCUAUUGUUCAAGAACUUAAAUACCAGUUGAGUUUGAAAGAGACAGAAUCUAAAGUAGCUAAACGAUUCGAAAGAUACGCUAUAGCACAGAAGUGGAACGAAGGAAAGUUGGCCGUGAACUUAAGCGCAUUACUUAAAGGACGAGCUCUUGAUGUCUAUGCCUUGCUUCCACAAGAAAAGGCUCUGGAUUAUGCAGCCCUGAAAACAGCUUUACUAAAGAGGUUUGAGAAAACAGAGGAUAGUUUUCGAGAAUAUUUCCGUAGGUGUAGACCAGAGGUAGGUGAAACCUUUACACAAUUCGCAGUUCGUUUAGGAAGUUAUCUAGACAGAUGGAUUGAAUUUGGAAAAGUUAACAAAACUUACAACGGACUAUAUGACUUAGUGUUGCGAGAUCAGUUCAUAUCAAUUUGUAAUAGAGACUUAUCGUUGUUCCUAAAAGAGCGUAUUCCAAAAAGUAUUGAAGAGAUGUGUAUGUUAGCGGAUCAGUUCAAAGAGGCACGUCAUGUAAACAUAUUAACUUUAGUUUCUUCUAGCAAAAAGGAAACGACAUUUGAAAACAGAAAUCCAGUUGCAGCCAGAGAUCAACGCAGCCAGAAGGAGCAAGUGCCACCGAAGACUAAUGGUCAGUCCUUUUCACGACAGAAGAAGACAGGGAAGGAUAUUCGAUGCUACAAAUGUUCCAGGCUAGGACAUAUAGCCUCGCAGUGUAAACAGUCAUCAAGUAAGAAUCAAAGCUUUGCGGUGAAAGCGGAUACUUCAAGUGAGUCAGGAAGCAGUUUGAAGGAACACAGAGAUUCAGUGUAG